Messenger RNA from Eremomyces bilateralis CBS 781.70, 342 nucleotides. RefSeq lists its product as uncharacterized. The transcript is spliced from 2 exons. Bases 1 to 342 code for a protein of 113 amino acids. The record is from RefSeq and is a predicted model, not a curated record. NCBI's taxonomy places the organism in Eukaryota, Fungi, Ascomycota, Dothideomycetes, Eremomycetales, Eremomycetaceae.
AUGAAGGAACUGCUCUCCCAGAGAUACAAUGGCGAUCAAAUCACCGAGGAGAUGCUCGAAGAGGCCUCGAAGCUGUUCUCCGAGAACUACGGGAUGUGGAGCGAGCACGCGCCACGGCUGAUGGGGAAGUCCAUGAAGGCGGGUCGACCCGUUCGACUCAGUAGCGAGCGACAGCGACAGGAGUGUAUCCCCAACCACAACUCAUCAUACGCACGAGACACUGUCAACGGUCAACCGGCCGGGCACGCCUUCGCCUGUCGGUGGACGGUGGGAGGAAUGACGGUGUGCUGGAUCACCCAGCUGGUGGUCCAUGGGUGCGGGAAUCGAGGGAAUGGCCCUUGA